Thalassophryne amazonica is the source of this 1324-nucleotide messenger RNA. RefSeq names its product secretagogin-like. The coding region runs from base 171 to 980 and encodes 269 amino acids. Gene Ontology annotation, biological process: regulation of long-term synaptic potentiation; regulation of presynaptic cytosolic calcium ion concentration. NCBI's taxonomy places the organism in Eukaryota, Metazoa, Chordata, Actinopteri, Batrachoidiformes, Batrachoididae. Gene Ontology annotation, molecular function: calcium ion binding. Gene Ontology annotation, cellular component: nucleus; dendrite; synapse. The record is from RefSeq and is a predicted model, not a curated record. The transcript has 11 exons.
ACCAGCGCUGCCACUCGUCUUUUCUCUCACUCAGAUGUUUUUCAGUCCUGGAGGUGGAAUUGACUCAUUUUCAUUCUCUUUAUUUCAGCGACUGACUGAUUCUCUCUCUGUGCCGAAGCUUCUUUCUGUUCUCACUGUUCAGAACUCAAACCUUGGACACUUUUGGUACCAUGGACAGCACCUUGGACAGUCUGGAUGCUGCAGGAUUUUUACAGAUCUGGCAGUGUGUGGAUGUGGUUGAUAAUGGUUACAUCGAAGGGGAACAGCUGAACGUCUUCUUUGGACACGUGCUGGAAAAACUCUGCAUGAAGAAAGAGAAGAUCACAGAGGAGAACAUCAGACGACUGAGAAGAAAGUUCUGUGGCGCCUCCGCGGACCAACGUCUGCAGAUCCAAGAGCUUGCCGCCAUGAUGCUUCCUGAUGACGAGAACUUCCUGCUUCUGUUCCGCAGAGAGACACCGCUGGACAACAGUGUGGAGUUCAUGAGGAUUUGGAGAAAAUAUGACACGGACAGCAGCGGCUACAUCUCCGCCGUCGAGCUCAAGGGCUUCCUUCAGGAUUUGUUCCUACAGCACAAGAAGUCCAUCACUCCAGAAAAACUGGACGAGUACACAUACACCAUGAUGAAGAUGUUUGACAAAAACAGAGAUGGCAGAUUGGAUCUAAACGAUUUGGCCAGAAUCCUGGCUAUGAAAGAGAAUUUCUUACUGAAGUUUAAGAUGGAUGCGUGCAGUCAAGAGGACAGAAGGAGAGACUUCGAAAAGAUAUUUGCUCAUUAUGAUGUGAGUAAGACGGGUGCACUGGAGGGUCCUGAGGUGGACGGAUUUGUCAAAGACAUGAUGGAGCUGGUGAAGCCCAGCAUCAGCGGAACAGACCUGGACAGUUUCGGAAAGUCCUUGCUGGGUCACUGCGACAUCAACGGAGACGGAAAAAUCCAGAAGAACGAGCUGGCGCUUUGCCUCGCCUCAAAAGUUGGCUAACGAUGCUUGGCACGUUAACGCCAUCACCAUCUACCUUCCCUUUAUUCUCUUUUCCAUUCUGCUCUCACUUCCUACUUUUUACUGAAAUGUUUUUCUCUGAAUCUUUAUUUUGUGAUUUAUGUAUUUAUGUAAUUUAUUUGAGCUGUUUGUUUUCACUCUGAACCUCAUGAUAACCACCUCAGUCUGUUUCUGCAUUUAUGGAAGUUCACUUCAGUGCAGUAAAUCAUGGAUUUUUGGCUUUUAAAGUCCGGUUGAGCUCUCUGAACAAGCAUCACAUUGAAAUACAUCUUUUAAUGCAGUGUUAAAGUGGCGCCGUUCGUUAUUGGGUGUAAACAGUACGUGGA